Messenger RNA from Linum tenue, 2379 nucleotides. NCBI's taxonomy places the organism in Eukaryota, Viridiplantae, Streptophyta, Magnoliopsida, Malpighiales, Linaceae. The record is from the annotation of a GenBank genome assembly.
AUGAUGAAGCUUCCAAUUGUGAUCCUUCUCUCUGUCUAGUGGUGUAUUCAAAGAGGCAGAGGUGGUCUUGCCUAAUUUGGUUCACAUAUGGCUAGUAAUCAUCAUCCUCAUCAUCAUCAGCAGCAGCAGAGUAGCAUAUUGCCUUCAGAUUCUCUGAGGAGGCAGAAGAUGACUGGGGAAGAAAAGAGAGAAGCACUUGAAAGAGAGGUUGCUGUGCUGCAGCAAAUGUUGCAGCAAGAAGAGAAGACACAUGACUUUCUGGAGAAGGUUCAUGAUCAUCACAGCAACAACAACCACAUCAAUGGUGAUCAUAAUGCUUCUAAUGGCAGUAUCCCCAUCCCCAGCUUCCUCAACCCUAAGGCAAAGGAAUUGGUAUCAGAGCUGGUUGCAGUGGAGAACGAGAUAGGUCGACUAGAAGGCGAAAUAAGCAGGCUCCAACUCAACCUGAAGCAGGAACAACAAAUCACAAAGGAGUCCACAAAACCAUCAUCAAGACAAUGGCAGCAACCUCACCAUCAGCAGCACCACCACCACCAUCUCCCACCUCCAACUCCAAUUCAUCAUUUCCCUCCACACAAAACCUACAACAACAGCAACAGCAACUAUAACACUCAAGACAAACUGGCAUUUGACACCAAGGCACUUCACUUCAUCAGCAAGGCAAUCAAAGGCGACUACGCUCUCGACCACCACGACUUCCCUCUCGCUGACAAAGCGAGGGACACCACCCCUAACCGUCACCAACGAUUUCGAGAAGCUCUCCUUCCCGAUAGAAACGAUCAUCAACAACAUCAGGCCAAUACUCACAGGGCUGCUCCUAAGAAGAGUGGGAUGUUGUUCAACAUGAAGUCACCUUCCCCUAUGCGCGAUUUCAGGAACCCGUCCCCAUGGCCUAGAGACCGAAAUGUGGAGAACCAAACAACCAAAGAGGCCACCACACCCUUGCCAAAGGCACUGUCCAACUCGAUCUUGGGCGAAGACAAUGCUACUGGCAAUGUCCAGCAUUUGCAGCCUAACAAGCUGUCCGAGAACAUCAUGAAGUGUCUCAACUUCAUUUACGUCCGUCUGCUGAGGACAUCGAGGGCGAUGGAGCUCGAGAAAUCAGGACCGAUCUCGAGGUCGUUGAAUUCGUCCUUGGUAUCGAGGAGCUUCAGGGCAGAUACAGGGCUGCUGAACUCCAAAUCGUCGAGCCUUUCCAUGUACAAGGAGUCCAAACAGCAGGACCCUUAUGGAAUUUUCGACGUGGAAGACUCGAUUCCCAGGGACAUUGGUCCUUACAAGAACUUGGUCGUCUUCACUUCGAGUUCCAUGGACACCAAGUGCAUUUCCACCUCCAGCUCCAUGCCUCUGAUCAAGAAGUUAAGGGUACUGAUGAACAACCUACAGAAUGUGGACUUGAGGUUUCUGACCCAGCAACAGAAGCUUGCAUUCUGGAUCAACAUGUACAAUGCUUGUAUCAUGCAUGGAUUUCUUCAAUUUGGAGUGCCUCAUAGUCCAGAGAAAUUGUUGUCAUUGAUGAACCGGGCAACGGUAAACAUUGGUGGCAACACAAUCAAUGCUCAGGCGAUAGAGCAUUACAUUCUCAGAAAACCAGCCACAUCUUCCAACAACAAGGUAAAACAGUCCUCCAACAAGGACGAAAGCAAGGAAUCCGCCGUCCGGAAACUGUACGGCCUGGAAACGACGGACCCAAACGUCACGUUCGCCCUCUGCUGCGGCACCCGAUCGUCCCCUGCGGUGAAGGUGUACACGGCGGAGGGAGUGACGGCGGAGCUGGAGAGGGCGAAGCUGGAGUACCUGCAGGCUUCCAUGGUGGUGAGCGGCACGAAGAGGAUAUCGAUCCCGGAGCUUCUGGUGCGGAACCUGGCCGACUUCGCCAUGGAUACGGACACGCUGGUGGAGUGGGUGUGCCACCAGCUCCCGACUUCCGGGUCGCUGAGGAAGUCGAUCGUCGACUGCUUUCGCGGCCAGAACAGCGGGAAGCUCCCCGCGGUCGCCGUCGACAAGAUACCUUACGAUUCGCAGUUCCAGUAUCUCCUGGCCGUAUGACAGCUUUUUGCGAUAUCAUCACGUUCAGUUUGAGGAAUCCGGAAGAAGGGAGAAAAGGUUCGUCCUGGAUAUAAUUUUUACGGGAUGAUUUUGUUUUGCUUGUUUACUUUGCGAGUCAAGAUUUGGUUGUAAGAUUGGCCCCGAUUUGAUUGAACGGUGGUUGUGUCGGAAUUUGAACUGAGAGAUCAUGAUCUCAAGACCAGUAAUGUCGAACCCUUCCUGCUCUUUUUUGCUCACCCUGUUGAAACAUCCAUUGUGUGUACAGGACAUUUUAAUAAUAUCCGGUUUUGGGGAUUUGUAUGUAAAAUACUAAUAAAUUCAGAAUCAUCA